CGGCCCUGUCCUGCUGCGCAUGCUCGGUGCUCACUGCCUGGCUGGGACCUUUGCGCCCAGGAGCAUCUGCCGCUCCGUCCGCACCCCGGCCUGCGCAUUCCUCGCUAUGACGGCGCACUCCUUCGCCCUCCCGAUCAUUAUCUUCACCACGUUCUGGGGCCUCAUCGGCAUCGCCGGGCCUUGGUUCGUGCCGAAAGGACCCAACCGCGGAGUGAUCAUCACCAUGCUGGUAGCCACCGCUGUCUGCUGUUACCUCUUCUGGCUCAUCGCCAUCCUGGCUCAGCUGAACCCGCUGUUCGGGCCACAGCUGAAGAACGAGACCAUCUGGUACGUGCGCUUCCUGUGGGAGUGAACGCUGCCGCCUCAGCCCAGGUACCCCAGCUCUCUGGAUGACCUUGGAUCAACCGUUCCUGAUGAUCUCUUUUUCCUCAUCCCCACAGCUGUGUCCUGGUCCCUCUGUGUUCCCUCCCCCUGGGCCUGCCUGAUUCCCGGAGGUACCCCCAUCCCCAAGCAACCCAGGCCCCGAGCUCGGAGUCAGGCUGGCGUGGGAGAGAGCCCACCCUCACACUCCCACUCUCCCCUCCCAAGCCGAUCCUGGAAGGCCAGGUGUCCUGUGGAGAAGGGCACCCCGCCCAGGAUACUCCGAGCCUGGGGGGACCAGGCCAAAGGAAGCCGCAGAUGGGGCGUCAUGUCAGCUCUGGCCUGGUCCUGCUGUGUGGUUCUAGGAGCGUCUCUUCCUCCAGGGCCUCCUCACCUGUGAGGUGGGGGCUCCACCGGGGCGUGUCAAAGGCCUUUCUUGGAAUUCUCUAAUUUUCUGGCACAUUUAGAUGUAAAAUGUCUGAAAUGUUGAAGUAAUGGAAAACUAUUCACACAUACACAUAUACAAAUAGUAAUUUGGGUCAAGAUUGAAACUUCUACAUUUAGUAUCCUUUAUAGCUAUCAAGUUACUAAAAUCGGCCUCCUCAGAAAGCUGUACCUUCUCAGAAUAUCCUGUUCCCUCCUUCCUCCCCUACCUGUCCAACCUCCCACCCCCCUAAACUCCGCUCAGUCCCAGAGGCUCAGAAACUCAAGCUGCUCCUGCCACAGGCCUGGACUCCGCCUCAUUCAGCCACAGGCGGGCAGAUUUCAGAGCCCCGCACAGCAGCACCUAGGUCACCUGGAGCUGGGAGGAUGAAGAGGGAUAGGUGUAGGUGAGGUUUGGGCGGCUCUACGAGCCCCUGAGGCCGGGACCAGACCUGUCUGCUCGGAGCGGGCUGGGAGGGUGAGGGCUGGAGAAGCGCCCUGGCUGACGAGGGCUGGGAGGCCGACCUUGCUGACGUCAGACCAGAGGGAUCGCGGGACCCCCAGUCCAUGCUCUUCUCCCAAGAGUUGAGGCUGAGACCUCAGACGCUUGCCCUCAGUUCCAGAGCUAAUUGGGGUUAGCUCUGCCACAUUACCUCCUGGGGGGGAGAAGCCAAGCUCAUGUAUUUAUUAACUAUUUAUUUGAUUGCUGUUCCUCCCACGUAGUGGGUGUUGUUUUUGGAACAGCGGUGUCUUUGGAACAAUGUGAUGACACCUCGCUGGGAUUUCUUGGUCUUGGGCUUUGGCCUGUUGCUCAGAGCUCAGGUUGGGGCCUCCUUUGACAUCCCACCCAUCCCCCUUUCAAACUCCCUUAUUGUACUGACCUCCGUGGCCCUCCCGGGGUGGGGGGUGUUGCGUGUGGGUUGUACAGAAAACCGAAUCCAUGUCUAGUGAGUCAUGAGUGGUGGGAAAUUACUGUUUGGUGGCAGAGUCCUGGCAAAGGUGAAGUUUGCAGACUACCACCCCUGCCCACCUGCUUCCCAUUUCCUCAGUGGGGGGGUUGGGGAACAGGAAAAGGACUGGCAGCUGCUUGGAGCCGCAGCUCUGGGAUGUGGACACAGUACAUUUUCCUGAGACCUGAAGGAAAGUCCAGCUGUCCCGGAUUUUGCCCAGAACGAGGCUGCCGGGUGGAGGAAGAAGACGACGGAGGACUUGUCCAAGUGGAGCUUUGCCCACCACUCAUCUGCCCCCAAUCACAGAGUGAACGUCUCCUGGGCUGUGCAAUAAAGCAGGUCCCCAACAUUCCCA
Hipposideros armiger (great roundleaf bat) is the source of this 2088-nucleotide messenger RNA. It is a transcript of the gene ATP6V0E2, whose product is annotated as ATPase H+ transporting V0 subunit e2. Lineage: Eukaryota; Metazoa; Chordata; Mammalia; Chiroptera; Hipposideridae. Gene Ontology annotation, molecular function: proton-transporting ATPase activity, rotational mechanism. The transcript has 4 exons. Bases 20 to 352 code for a protein of 110 amino acids. Gene Ontology annotation, cellular component: proton-transporting V-type ATPase, V0 domain. Gene Ontology annotation, biological process: proton transmembrane transport. The record is from RefSeq and is a predicted model, not a curated record.